Messenger RNA from Carassius gibelio (silver crucian carp), 817 nucleotides. Its product is annotated as caveolin-2-like. The transcript is spliced from 3 exons. Gene Ontology annotation, molecular function: molecular adaptor activity. The coding region runs from base 1 to 630 and encodes 209 amino acids. Gene Ontology annotation, cellular component: caveola. NCBI's taxonomy places the organism in Eukaryota, Metazoa, Chordata, Actinopteri, Cypriniformes, Cyprinidae. The record is from RefSeq and is a predicted model, not a curated record. Gene Ontology annotation, biological process: caveola assembly.
AUGGACAAGGGAGCACCUCUGAAGGAGAUCUCAAUAGACAUGGAGAUAAAUGAAGAGGAGGAGGAGGUGUCUUCACUCUUGGAUCAGCGUGAAAUUAAUCCAAAUGAUGCUCCUGGUGUUACAGAAGUGCAUACAAAGGGACAGGAUUCAUCGGCUCCUCAUAGUAACACAAAGGCUCUCAUCAAGGAAAGGGACCCAAAGGGAAUCAACAAGUGUCUUAAGCGGCCUAAAAAAGGCUUUUCUGAUGAUGUGUCCACUCAGGUGACCUUUGAGGAUGUGCUAGCGGAGCCUGCUUCAGUGAGAAGCUUUGAUAAGGUGUGGCUGUGGAGUCAUGCUCUGUUUGAAGUGUCCCGACUCUGGUUUUACCGCGUCGUUUCUCUGCUGCUCGCGGUGCCCGUGGCUCUGGCUGCAGGCCUGCUGUUUGCCGUCCUCAGCUGUCUACAUAUCUGGCUGAUAGUUCCCAGUGUGCAGCUCUUGGUCAUAAACCUGCACUGGAUAAAGGUGGUCUGGUAUAAUGUGCUGAAGAUUGCAAUCUCCCCCUUCUUCAGAAGUUUUGGAAAGUGCUGUGGAUUCAUCAGAAUCAGUCUGGAAAAUAUUAACCGCAUUUCAGAACUAAAGAAUCAGCUUUGAAAGGCAAGGGAAUUCUGAAAAUGAAAUAACGUGCAUCAUAUACAUGUAAAUGUCUCUUCGGUUGCAUUUGAUUUUGGAUAUGCAGUUGCAGCUUUUUUGUAACCUGCUUGUUUAAAUUGAGGUGUUUUUCUCAUUUCGUUGUUUUUCAUCAUACCGAUGUGUGGUCUGGAGUACCCAAUCUUGAUAA